Clonostachys rhizophaga is the source of this 1257-nucleotide messenger RNA. NCBI's taxonomy places the organism in Eukaryota, Fungi, Ascomycota, Sordariomycetes, Hypocreales, Bionectriaceae. The record is from the annotation of a GenBank genome assembly.
AUGCAGAUUCUAACCACAUUCCUCGUCGCUGCAAGCGCAGUGCGGGCGGUCCUGGUGACCUCCGGCUCGACCUGUUCCAGCAGCUGCGGCAAUGUCCUGGACAGAACGGCCGAGGACGAAAUGACCUGUUUGCAAGCCGACUACGAAAAAGGUACCGGCGCAGUAUUUAAGACUUGCCUCGAGUGCGAGAUGUACAGUGACUACUCGAACGGCGAGGAAUCGGACACCGCAGCGCUACUCUAUAAUAUGCGAUUUGCAAUCAAAAAUUGCCUAUUCGAGGCUGGAGUCAACCAAUGCAUAACAGAGGAAGCAUGCAAACCCUUCCAAGGCUCCGUAUUGUAUGAAAACUCCAACGUCACGGAUGGGGUACGAAAUUAUGAAUUCUGUGCCUCAUGGCCACUCUCGGAUACAAAACACUUGUCACAAUGCAAAAGUUGUCUGCUGGCCAGAGAUCAAGACUAUUUGGCCAACUUUUUUACGGUUCUCCAGGGCGCUUGUGAGCAGCAGCCCGAACUCUCGUAUACAGUUGCUAUCGAGGGUGAUAUCUUCUCCACGACCAUGGUCAAUGUCACAUCCCCAACACCCAAGGCGUCGAUUGAUCCAGCAUGGUUUGACGAUGGGCCAUUGGAUCUCAACGCGAAGGCAGGCAUCGCUGCCGCCGGCUUUGUGUUUAUCCUGAUCAUCAUUGGCUUUUGUAUCAUUUGGCGAGGCAGGCGAAGACGAAGGGCCUUCCUGCGCGACUACGAGACCAAGUUCAAGCGUAAGAACUGGCCUGCACCUCUGCAGACACAAAACAUGCAGGAGACGACUGACACCCCGUUGAGCCAGCGGCCGCUCAAGUUCUGGGAUGACUCUCCAGCAUCGGAAGAACAGGCUUUCCCUCGCUACUUUUCACCGUACUCCUCACAGUUCAGCAGCCCUGUGAGUGGGACCGACGCGCAACCCCAGAAUCAUCAAUGGCCUCAGGCGCAGACUACGUCUGUGACUCCACGCAGCAUAGGGCUGGCAUUCGCAGGGGACUCGCCUGUGUACGGCGACUCCAAGGGCAAACAACCAGAGGAGGCAUAUGAGAUGCAUCAUGUGGAUAGCAGGCACAACAACAACAAAUCAAAUCUCAGUAGUGAGGUCGGUGGCUACGGCUUUCCGGCGGAGGCAACAAUCCCCUCCACGGAUCAACAACAAAUACACAACUCACAUGGGAGACGGUACAGCGGGUCUUACCGGAAUUUCUCAGGAAACAGGGGGGUACAGAUAUAG